This is a messenger RNA of Fusarium proliferatum ET1, 918 nucleotides long. RefSeq names its product putative endochitinase. Gene Ontology annotation, biological process: chitin catabolic process; carbohydrate metabolic process. Gene Ontology annotation, cellular component: extracellular region. Bases 1 to 918 code for a protein of 305 amino acids. The transcript is spliced from 3 exons. Gene Ontology annotation, molecular function: chitinase activity; chitin binding. Lineage: Eukaryota; Fungi; Ascomycota; Sordariomycetes; Hypocreales; Nectriaceae. The record is from RefSeq and is a predicted model, not a curated record.
AUGCCGACUUUGUGGCACAAUUUAACGGAGACAAAAUCCAAUCGUCAGCUCAAGACUCUGCUCUCCAUCGGCGGGUCGGGGGCCGGGUCUGCGAACUUCAGCUCGGCCGCAAGCACACCUGACAACCGUGCCAGAUUCGCCUCGACUUCAGUCGACCUGAUGUGGAAUCGGGGUUUCGACGGUAUCGAUAUCGACUGGGAGUUUCCGGAUGAUGAAAUCGAUGCUACUAAUUUAGUCCUCCUCCUUCAGGCCAUACGGAAUGAGCUCGACAUACAUGCAGGAAAAUACGCCUCUGGUCAUCGUUUCCUACUGUCUACUGCCGCCCCAGCUGCUCCUGAGCAUUACUUAAAACUUCAACUGAACCAUAUGAGCGGAAUUGUUGACCAAAUCAACCUCAUGGCUUAUGACUACUCUGGAAGCUGGGAUCACAUCAGUGGCCAUAACGCCAACCUGUUCCCGUACAAACGUCCUGUCGCAAAGCUCAAUAUCGACUACACCCUCAAUGAAAGCUUCGAAACAGCGAUCAAUACAGACUAUGCUAUCGGGGACUAUCUUAGAUCCGGGGUGCCCGCUGAAAAGAUUGUCCUCGGCAUCCCUGUCUUCGGUCGCUCCAUUGAAGAGAACUUGGGCCUUGGAAAGACCUUUAGUAGUGUUGGUAAGGGCUCCUGGGGGCAGCAAGGCGUCUGGGAUUAUAAGGAUACUCCCAGCGUGGUUCAGGAGAAGGCAGAAUACGUGCUGGAGCAUGGUCUCGGCGGAACCAUGUUCUGGGAGGCUUCUGCGGACAAGAAGGGAGGUGAUUCUCUUAUCAGCACAAGCUAUUGCGUCUUGGGAAGCCUGGAAACGACACAGAACUGGCUGGAUUACACGAAUUCAUACUUUGACAAUAUUGCGACAAAGAUGGGUGAGGAAUAUAUAUGA